This is a messenger RNA of Podarcis muralis (Common wall lizard), 1842 nucleotides long. RefSeq names its product phosphatidylinositol glycan anchor biosynthesis class M (gene PIGM). Gene Ontology annotation, molecular function: alpha-1,4-mannosyltransferase activity; GPI mannosyltransferase activity. The record is from RefSeq and is a predicted model, not a curated record. Gene Ontology annotation, cellular component: membrane; glycosylphosphatidylinositol-mannosyltransferase I complex. Gene Ontology annotation, biological process: GPI anchor biosynthetic process. NCBI's taxonomy places the organism in Eukaryota, Metazoa, Chordata, Lepidosauria, Squamata, Lacertidae.
UCUCCAGGCAGCCCCUGCUUCCUGGAGGCGAGGAGAUUUGCUUUCCAAAUGCUGCAAAGCAGCUUCGCGGACCUUCUUCCCCGGAGCAACCUGCGCGGCGGAGUCACCCUCACAGGGUUGUUUGCUACUUACGCAGAACUCUUUUGAUUUGAUUUGCAUCUGAAGACGUCAACAGCAAGGCAGGAGUGGCCGUGAAAGAUGCCUCAAGUCUGGACCAGCAGUGGGACCCGCUUCUUGUUUUAACGCCCCCUCUCAAAGAGACCCAAAUAUGGCGCCACAUCAGACAUUCAGGGAACGGAUCCUUUCUGGAUUCCUCAGGAAAGAACUCCUAUUCAGCGCUGCGUUCACCAUCAGGCUCGCUCUUGUCUUCUACGGAGUUUAUCAGGACAGGACGAUGCUGGUGAAAUAUACGGACAUUGACUAUCAGGUCUUCACCGACGGCGCCAAGUACGUCACGGAAAGGAAAUCUCCCUACCUGAGAGCCACUUACCGUUACACCCCGCUCCUGGCCUUGAUCUUAACCCCAAAUGUUCACUUGACUGAUCUGUACGGAAAGAUCCUUUUCGUGGCUGGGGAUAUGGUUGCCGCUUACCUCAUCUAUGAGAUCCUUUUGCUCAGAGGCCUGGGGGACAGAGAGGCUUGUGGCUGCUGUGCCUUCUGGCUCCUCAAUCCCUUGCCGAUGACCGUGUCCAGCCGGGGCAACGCAGAAUCUCUCGUCGCAAGCCUGGUCCUUGGCACCAUGUACUACGUGGAGAAGAGGCGCUUGGCGACGGCGGCCGUUCUUUACGGCCUCUCCGUACAUAUGAAGAUUUACCCGGCGACCUAUGCGCUGCCGUUAGCCCUCCAUCUGCAAAGCUGCGGGAACCCCGAGCGAAGAGAAGCAAACAUUUCGAAGCGGAAGCUCUCGCUCACCGGCGACUUCCUGCGGCCUCUCUUAAGGCUGUUGUCCAGCCGCGACGUCCUGGUUUUCGGGACGGUGGCCGGUUCCACGUUUGCAGCCCUGGGCCUCGCGUUUUACCUCCGUUACGGCUGGGAGUUUCUGGAGCACACCUACCUCUACCACCUGACGCGCAGAGACAUCCGCCACAACUUCUCGCCUUACUUUUACAUGCUGUACCUGACGGCGGAAAGCGAGUGGAGUUUCCCCCUCGGACUUGCGGCCUUCCUCCCGCAGCUCCUCCUCCUGCUGGUCAUAUCCUUGGCGUAUUACCAGGACCUUGUCUUCUGCUGCUUCCUGCAGACUGCGGUGUUUGUGAGCUUCAACAAAGUGUGCACAUCCCAGUAUUUCCUCUGGUACCUUUGCCUCCUUCCACCUGUCUUGCCUCGCUUGAGGAUGUCUUGGGUACGGGCCGCCACGCUUCUCCUACUGUGGCUUCUUGGGCAGGGCCUGUGGUUGGCACCAGCCUAUUUUCUGGAGUUCAAAGGGCAAAACACUUUCUUGCUCAUCUGGCUAGCAGGCUUGCUCUUUCUCCUUAUCAACUGCGUGGUCCUCGUUCAGAUUAUUUCUCACUAUUGUACGGCACAGGUGACCAGGAAAGUGAAGCAGCGGUGAGGCCUGACUCCUCACAAAGGAGGAAUCCUGCAGGUGUUUCUCUGAGAGGAGUUAUUCAUUGAGCAAGACUGGAUAACAACAGACAUUUUUUUAAAAGUUUGGGGGAUUUCUUUUUCGGUAUCGUUUUUGCACCGUUUUGGAAACUCUCGCCCUUCUUUUUGAGAAAGGCGAAGGCUUUUCUUUUGAGGUCUGCUUCUUCUGAAACAUGACUAUUGAUGUGUAUUCAUUUGUUACGUAACUGGUUCCCAUUUCUUUCUUUCUUUUUUUAAAAUAAAUGAAUUUUAUUAGUA